Messenger RNA from Oldenlandia corymbosa var. corymbosa, 993 nucleotides. Lineage: Eukaryota; Viridiplantae; Streptophyta; Magnoliopsida; Gentianales; Rubiaceae. The record is from the annotation of a GenBank genome assembly.
AUGCGGCCGAUUCUGAUGAAAGGCCAUGAGAGGCCAUUAACAUACCUCAAGUACAACAAAGAUGGAGAUCUUUUAUUCUCCUGUGCUAAGGACAAAAACCCUACCGUUUGGUUUUCCGACAACGGCGAACGGCUCGGAACUUAUAACGGCCACAACGGCGCCGUUUGGUGCUGCGACGUCUGCAGGGACUCGUCUCUGUUGAUCACCUCGAGCGCCGAUUGGUCGGCGAAGUUGUGGUCGGUCCAAACAGGGGUCCCGGUUUUUACCUUCAACUUCGACUCGCCGGCUCGAUCCGUCGACUUUUCGACCGGGGAUAAGCUUGCUCUCAUAACAACCGAUCCGUUUUUUCGGUUGCCAUCUGCCAUCCAUGUUAAACGGAUAGCGCAGGACCCGAGUGAUCAGACCGGGGAAUCGGUUAUUAUAUUAGACGGUCGUCAUCAGGGUAGAAUUAACCGUGCGGUUUGGGGACCCUUGAACCGGACUAUCAUAAGCGCUGGCGAAGAUUGUGUAGUUCGUGUUUGGGAUACCGAGACCGGGCAGUUGAUCCGAGAGUCGGACCCGGAAACCGGUCACAAAGACAAAAUAACAUCACUGGAAAAAGCCAUUGAUGGUGGAAGUAACUUCAUUACCGGUUCGGUAGAUAAAUCUGCCAAGUUAUGGGAUAUAAGGACAUUGGAGCUUCUGAAGACGUACAGAACGGAACAACCGUUGAAUGCUGCCACAAUGUCGCCGCUUCUCGAUCAUGUUGUGCUCGGUGGCGGCCAGGAAGUGACGAGGGUUACAAACACCGAUCAUCGUGCCGGAAAGUUUGAGGCGAAAUUUUACGACAAGAUUCUUGAGGAAGAAAUUGGAGGUGUGAAAGGUCACUUUGGGCCAAUCAAUGCGUUGGCGUUCAAUCCCGACGGAAGAAGUUUUGCUAGUGGAGGUGAAGACGGAUAUGCGAGGCUACACCAUAUGGAUCAAGAUUAUUUCAACUCUAGAAAUAGGCUCUAG